This is a messenger RNA of Mus pahari (shrew mouse), 2113 nucleotides long. It is a transcript of the gene Traf3ip2, whose product is annotated as TRAF3 interacting protein 2. The record is from RefSeq and is a predicted model, not a curated record. The transcript has 9 exons. Gene Ontology annotation, biological process: humoral immune response; positive regulation of canonical NF-kappaB signal transduction. Bases 154 to 1833 code for a protein of 559 amino acids. Lineage: Eukaryota; Metazoa; Chordata; Mammalia; Rodentia; Muridae.
UACAGCAUCCACUUCCUGCUCGAGAGCCUGCUCCACCACCUACCUGGGACUGGAGAGGGCGAGGGAGGUCUGAGCGGCCCAAGGUGGAUCCCGGAGAGCAGAGCCAGCGACCACCCCCUGGGCCGUCUGUCGGUGGCGAUCUUAGAAACUAGAAUGAAUCGAAGCAUUCCCGUGGAGGUUGAUGAAUCAGAACCAUUCCCGAGUCAGUUGCUGAAACCAAUCCCAGAAUACUCCUCAGAAGAGGAAUUGGAACCACCUGCCCCCAGUACAAGGAACAUGGCACCCAGCAGCUUGUCUGUGCUCCAGUGCCCUCCCCUGAAACUCGCAAAUCACCAGCCUGUGUCACAACAGGUCACCUGCCUGCGAGCUAAAGUCCUGGAGGAAGGUGAAGCCAGUUUCUUUAGAAGGCACCCUGAUCUUGGCAAAGAUAUUCCCUCAUGCUCCUCUGGAGCCAGCGAGCCUGAGUCUCAGUCUGAGCUUGGAGCCCUCCCUCCAGUGCAUCAGUUCACACUUAUGGAAAAACGCAACAGAUGGCUAGGAUCUCAGCUUUCAGCAGCUUCUCCUGACACUGGUCACGACUCAGACAAAUCAGACCCAAGUUUACCUAAUGCUUUGGCAGACUCCUCCAGUGGUGGCCAAGAGAUGAUGCCCCGGCCCCGGCCCCGGUCUGGGCCCCACAGGCACAGGGCAGCCCCAGAUGUGCCCACGAUAGACACUGGCUAUGAUUCUCAGCCUCAAGAUGUCCUGGGCAUCAGACAGCUGGAGAGGCCAUUGCCCCUCACCUCCUCAUGUUACCUGCAGGACCUCCCUGGGCCUCUGAGGUCUAGGGAAUUGCUGCCUCAGUUUGAACUUGAGAGGUAUCCAAUGAACGCACAGCUGCUGCCUCCCCAUCCUUCCCCACAGGCCCCAUGGAACUGUCAGUACUAUUGCCCCGGAGGGCCCUACCACCACCAGGUACCACAUGGCCAUGGCUACCCCCCAGCAGCAGCCUACCAGCAAGUCAUCCAGCCUGCCCUGCAUGAGCAGGUCCUUCCCGGGGCAAGGCUGAGAGGCCCGCGCCCUGUGCAGAAGGUCAUCCCGAAUGACUCCAGCCCCCAAGACCAAGAAGAGAGACCUGCACAGAGGGACUUCUCUUUCCCGAGGCUCCCAAGGCAUGGGGACCAGCUCUACCGCCCACCAUCUAACGGAGCGGAAGCCCCUGAGGAGUCCCUGGACCGUCCUGCAGAGCUGAGACCACAUGGUCCCCAGGUUCCAUCCCUCGCUGCCGUGCCUAGACCCCCUAGCAACCCCUUAGCCCGAGGAACUCUAAAAACCAGCAAUUUGCCAGAGGAAUUACGGAAAGUCUUUAUCACUUAUUCUAUGGACACAGCCAUGGAGGUGGUGAAAUUUGUGAACUUUCUGUUGGUGAACGGAUUCCAAACUGCGAUUGACAUAUUUGAGGAUAGAAUCCGGGGUAUUGAUAUCAUUAAAUGGAUGGAGCGCUAUCUUCGAGAUAAGACAGUGAUGAUAAUCGUAGCAAUCAGCCCCAAAUACAAACAGGAUGUGGAAGGCGCUGAGUCGCAGCUGGACGAGGACGAGCAUGGCUUACAUACUAAGUACAUUCAUCGGAUGAUGCAGAUUGAGUUCAUAAAUCAGGGAAGCAUGAACUUCAGAUUCAUCCCCGUGCUCUUCCCAAAUGCCAAGAAGGAGCAUGUGCCGACCUGGCUGCAAAACACUCAUGUUUACAGCUGGCCCAAGAAUAAGAAAAACAUCCUGCUGCGGCUGCUCCGAGAGGAAGAGUAUGUGGCUCCUCCCCGAGGCCCUCUGCCCACCCUCCAGGUGGUACCCUUGUGACGAUGCCAGCCUGUUCUCACAGCAUUCUUCUAGCUGAGCUGGCUGGUGGCACCCAGGCCCUGGAGCACCUCUUCUGCAGAGUCCCCGGCCUCCUGAGUCUGAGUUGUCCUCGCUGGGCUUCCGGUGCUGCCCAGAUGCUGCUGCAGGUGACGGAAACAAACACCUAUGACCACAGAAACUCUCAUCACUUCAGCUACUUUUAUGAGUCGGUCAGGUGCUCUGUGGCGUCCUUAGACCAGUCUGAAUCAUGCUCAAAUAAUAAAAUGAUUAUUCUUUGUAA